AUGGAUCUUCCGUUUGCUGGGAGUCUCAGUAGUACUGAUGGUGAAAGCAAUGAGGAGGUGGGAAGAAGUGAAGAGGACAGAGAGUUCUUCUCGGGAGACGAUUUCGAGUACGAACAAACCGGUACGAGUGAGGAUGAUACUAGUAGCAGUGGCUCGGAACAAGAGGACGUUGUAGCUUCACUCUUGGCCUUGCCCAAUCCACCACAACAUUCCUCCAUGCAACUCACAAGUCAAGAAAAAUCUUGGUCCUUGGCCAUCAAACACUUUGUGGAAAAGGAAUCCGAAGAAUUGUGUCCUUUGGCAGACAUGGAAUAUGCCGUCUACGCCAUUAUUUCACAUGGCAACCUAGCCGAUGCCAUGCGGAGAAUACAGGGAAUUCAAGCCUUUCGAGAAGCUUAUCGAGUGGACGUAUCACCACAGCAAGGAGUUCACAUGAUAGAAGAAUUUCUAAACCAGCAACCACGAGCUAUGCUUUACAUUGAUGUCGAUGUGGAAACCUUGCAGGGGAUUAAUGUAUGGAAUGCUGGAGCCCUCGACUUCAACAAGGCACUUGCCACGGAAGCCACCUGGAGAACAUACAUUGUGGGCGCUUAUUACAUGUACUACGCAUGUCAACCUACACUUCAAACGGUUCGACAAGGGCAUGCCGUCAUGGCAGAUUUUACAGCAUUCUCUUGGGAUACCAAACACAUCAAUGAGGAGUAUCACAGCAGAUAUGCAGGAGAAAUGUUUUCCUUCUUUCCAGUACGGUUUGCAAAGUAUCUCGCUUUCAACACAGGAUUCCCAGCUACUGUGGCAUGGACCAUGUUGAAGCGAGUCUUUCCGCCUUCCUUGAUACAAGUGAUUCAGUUGGGGUGCGAGAUCCCAAUGGCAGAGGGUGAGCAAGUGCCAUCCACAUUGGAAGAAAAGUACCUACAGCCGUCAUUACAAGAGGCAAACAAUAGAACACUCUGCAGGGCACUGGAUCUUUUGUCCCUGCGGGCCAAGAAUCAGGCACUGUUUCAAUUAUGA
Messenger RNA from Seminavis robusta, 1011 nucleotides. The record is from the annotation of a GenBank genome assembly. NCBI's taxonomy places the organism in Eukaryota, Bacillariophyta, Bacillariophyceae, Naviculales, Naviculaceae.